Molecule: messenger RNA, 720 nt
Organism: Ostreococcus tauri
Lineage: Eukaryota; Viridiplantae; Chlorophyta; Mamiellophyceae; Mamiellales; Bathycoccaceae
Product: unnamed product
Exons: 1
Coding region: 1-720 (239 amino acids)
Source: RefSeq, a predicted model, not a curated record
AUGUGGGACGUGAGCGAUAGAAUCGAUCGUUCGCAGGUACUACCGUCGACGCGCGGGCGCGCUCGAGACGCGCUCGAAGCGUCGCGAGUGAACGCGGUCGUCGAUUCAAGAGUGCUCUCGAGCUCGAGGUCGUUGAGAAAUCAAAAUGGUUUUCCACUCGACGACGACGACGACGAGCUCUUGGCGCUCCAGCGACGGGAGAAACUCGAGCGGAGCAAGACCCUGCGCGAGGCUCUGGAACGACAGAUCGAAGAGAAGAGGGAGAGGCGAGAGGGGGAGGUCGUCGCGCGCGCGUCUCGGGCGGCUCGGGCGAAGGCGGACGCGCUAGCGAUGAAACGUUCGAGUGAGUUGGAGGCGAUGUUGCGCGGAUUAAGCGAGCGAUUCGAGGAGACGACGGUGCGAGUUGAUGAGGCGUGGGUGCACGCGCCGAGAGCGGUUCAGGAUGACGCUUCGGAGGAAGACGUUUUUGAGGAGGAGUCGACGUUUAUUCGGUUAUCCGACGACGAGACGUGGGAGAGCGAAGAGACGCGACUAGUCGCGCCAUCGCCGCUUGAGACGCCGAAAAAAGCGGCCUCGGCGGUCUUGAAGUCACCACCGAAACCAAAUACGCCGCCUGCGGCUAACGCCGACGAUGACGACGACAAGCAUCUGUUUAGACGAGGCUCGGUGAAGGCGUUUGUGAAGCUCUGGGACACGCCGAGGAAAGCUUCUCGCCCGUGA